AUGCAGAUGACUAAGAAAGUAAGUGAGCUCAAGUCAAGUGCUCUCAAACAAGUUUAACAAACAAAACAGGGUUAUAUAACUGGGCUGGUAUGUGAUGACUUGGGGAACUGUAAUUAAGAACCAAGUAUGUGGAGAAAUCUAAUUAUCAUUUUCCAUCCUCUUCUUUGUCAUCUUAGACAGCUGGUCUAGCAAUACCAUUUGAACUCUUAAAUGGGAACAUUAUUGUAUUGCAUCCCCAGUAAUUUAUCUAUUAAGAAUGACACUAAAGAAAGCAGAAUGAGGAAAAAAUAGCUAAGCAAUGAAAAACCAUUAAUCUGAACCUCAAUAUUUGUGCUACUUUGUAAUAUGUUUUGAAGAUAUUAAAAAUUCCCCUGCCUCUACCUAGGCCAAAAGUCAGAAGAGAUUUAGUCUCAUAUAAAUCUUCUGACAUACUUGCCUGUCUUAGGUAAGCUUGGGUUUUUUGGUAGGGUUUGUUUUUUUGGGGUUUUUUUUGUUUUUUUUUGGUUUUUGGUUUUUUUUUUGUUUGUUUGGUUGGUUUUUUUUUUGGAAAGAAAUUAUGCUUCCCCUGCCCACCCCGGGACACUGGCCACCUUUUGGGAGCUUGUGUGAGGGACCUCUGUGAAUCCUUUGCUAAAAUAAGGACUUGUUACAGGAAAUGAGCAUUUGUACAGCAAAGGAAGAGACCAGAAAACCUAAUUAUUUCAGCCUUUAGGAAUCUAUUUUACCAAUGUAACUUAUGCCUACUGCAUAGACUUGUUGCGCUUAGGCUGCAUCUUUACUAUCAAUUAAUACAGAGGCCUCGGACCAUCUCCCUAACUGCUGGAGUUGGACAAAAGCGCUUGUGCCAGGCAUCCUGUCUCUUCUGACAGCAGCUGCUGGUCCUUCUAUCGUGUUAAGAAACACGUACGCCUUUUAUUUAGGAGUGAGGAAAGGCAGGUUCUUGGGCACGGUGCUCCUUUGCCAGCUGAGUCAAGUCCUGUCCUGGCGCUCCUGGCCGUGGCAGCGUGGGAAUACUACAGUUUACCUGCUGUGGAAAGAAGGGGAAGGGCUGUGGGAGACGAGCGCUACAGGCAGGAGCACUUGAGGGCCGAGUGGCCUGCUCGGCCCCACGCUGUCGACGGAACCGAGGCCGAAGCAAGCCCGGGAGACGGCGUCCCCGCUUCCCUGCCUGUGUCCGGCCCGAGGCGGCGGCAGAAAGGCCGGGGGGGAGGCGGGCAGGGGCUGCCGGGGGGCGGGCAGCGCGGGGCGGCGGCCGCCCGGUUUUAUAGGGAGCGAGGGAGGCGGCGUCUGCGGGAGGGGAGCGGAGGAGGCGGUUCUCUUCCCGUUCCCAUCCCCAAUCCCGCCGUGCGAGUGCGGGGCUGGCGGAGGCGGCGGCGGGGUGGCCAUGGCCUCCAUGGCGGCGGCGAUCGCCGCCUCCCGCACGGCGGUGAUGAACGGGAACCGGCCCCUGGACGAGCGGGAGCGCAAGCGGUUCAGCUACUUCUCCUCGCUGAGCCCCAUGGCGCGCAAGAUCAUGGCGGAGAAGGAGCGGAUCCGCGAGCGCUACGGGCCCGAGUGGGAGCGGCUGCCGCCCCGCCAGCAGGACGAGAUCAUCGACAAGUGCCUGGUGGAGCCGCACGUCCAGGCCCGCUACGCCGCUCACCGCGGCACCACCCGCCCGCCCGCGCCGCCCGCCUCCUACCCCAGCCUGCGCCUCAACACCGGGCAGAAGGUGGUGCGCUUCGGAGACGAGGACAUAACUUGGCAAGAUGAACACUCAGCUCCAUUCUCCUGGGAAACGAAGAGUCAGAUGGAGUUCAGCGUUGCAUCUCUGUCCAUACAAGAGCAAGGUGGUGCCCAGCUGCAGAACGAGCAGAGGCAGCCUGUUAAAGCAACACCUGGUGUCCAAGUCCCUAAAUCUUCUCAGGCCAAUAAGACCCCUGGCUCUGAGGGGUUGAUAGCAUCCAGAAAGGAAGAGGAGUCAUCUUUCUGGAAGAUAAACGCAGAGCGCUCCAAGUUUGAAGGAGACAAGUCUGAGUUCCAGUCCCUGACUCCCAGCCAGAUCAAGUCUAUGGAGAAAGGAGAGAAGCCCCUUCCCUCUUUUUACAGACCAGAGUCUGCUCCAAAGGAGGUGACCAAAGCUGAGAAGCCCAGCAUAAUUAAGCCAGAGAAGUCUGUUGCCCCCAGCCUACCCUCUGUGUCUCUUGAGUGGGAGAAGCCUCGACCUACUCAACUCCCUACUAGUUCUCUAGAUGACUUCUUUCUUCCUGAUCCACCACAGGAUCUGGCAUCUUCUAGGACAAACAAGGAAGAUACUGAUGGUACUAUACUUACAGACUCACCAAUGCCUGGACAGACUAGUACAAGCAAUGUUAUCUUGAAGACUGGCUUUGAUUUUCUAGACAACUGGUAAAAGAUACUACAAAACAGAUCAAACCAAUCUUGGGGAACCAGUGGAAUUCCUUUCUCCUUGUAUGUUAAUUUACUAGCAUUUGUGUCUUUUUCUAGAAGUAACUUUCAAACUCUUAAAUGUUGCCUUUGUAUAAACUUUUGUAAUACCAUAUGCAUUUUUGUUUUUUUAAACAGUGAUAGCAGUGUGGUUUCAUUUGGAUAUUUUUUUAAUAUCUGUUAAAAUUUUUAGUAGCUACUGUAUUGAGAGGAUGGGAGAAGUUACUGUACACAUGUUAAAGAAAUGCAGAUGAGAGUCUCUGUAUCCUAGAAAUUGAACCUACAGGACCAGAAUGCUUUCUUCAGUGGAAACCUUGCUAGCAUUGCUUGUAAGAAAUAGUGUUGCACAUGUAGUGGUUCCAAGUAAGAAAACCAUUCCAUACUUCAGAUAGCUAGCAAAAAAACAGUAUGAAAAGCAAGCAUCCAGAAUUGCAUUGAUUUGUAUAUCUAGUUUCGUUUGAAAGUAUCUUUUGUACCACUUACUGAAGACACUUUUCUUCUGAAGAAGGCAAAGGCAUUGCCAAAAUGUUGGAUCCAAAAAAGCACUGUGUUUGUACCCUACAAAUCUGCUAAAAUAACUCUAAGAGUGUUAGAACCAUGACCUGGGGAAAUGGUGUUUCUGGUCUUUGAAUUGAAGACUUGGGGGUGGGUAGAAGGGAAUGGGACCACACCUAAUGAAUUGGAGAAAUUCUUCAGGAAACACAGUUUCACUGCCUCCUUACUAGAGCAGUAACUCUUCGUAAUACUGGUGCUGGAACUACAGCGCUGAGAAUUUCUGGAGUGUAGAUUACCUUUGUGUCAGUAAACCACUAUGUUUAUGGAAGGUCACAGCAGUGUGAGGCUUUUUUGUUUUUUAAGCAGCUUAUCGUCUCAAGGACUCAUCAACUUUGGUGCUUCUUCCUCCUUGUGGGUUCAUCCUCUUUAGUGUUCAACAUCUGGGUUACAUUUAUUCCUAAGGUGCAGAGAGGCAUCUCAAGGUGGCCCUUGGCAGUGUUGCCUCCAGUUCUGCUUUUGAAUGAUCUUUGGUGUUUAAAAUGUAGAGAACAAGAGUAGCUGUUGUUUGGAUCUGUUGUCUCUGAAAAUGCAGCAUGAUUUACACACUGACUCUCACUGUGUUUACCUCACCUUGAAGCCUUAAUUCCCCUACGCACAGCCAGUGACUGGUCUGCUCCAAUGCCAAAGGUUUGACUUUUCCCUUUACCUCAGCAAUAGUCCCAUAGCAUUUGUUUGGGGUAGAAGGCAAAACACAGGGCUCUAAUGGGUCCCAGCCAAGGCUGUAAGAAGGUCACCAUCUCCUAAGCCAUAGUUGUGCUAGGCUUCUCAUGGAUUAGCACUUGACAUUUGGUUCAGUGCCAGGGGCAGUUCAAUGUGCAGAAUUGGAUGCGGCAGGAUUUUUUCUGCUUGUUACAGGAAAAGUUUGCAAUGUCCUGGAAGAAUCCUUGCCUCUAAUUGGUGUGCUGCUUGCUCUGAACAAGCAGAGUAUGCUGAUAGAGCAUUAAAAUUCACUUGUUGGACAAGGAAAAUGCUGUAAGCAUAUCCCCCCAUUUUCUUUCUCUGACACCCCACCAAAAAAACCCCAAACACCAAGGCCAAAACCUCCACUUUUUCUUGUGUUUUCUUAAGAGGUCCCUAAGCUAAAUGGUAGGAUUGCCACAGAGUAGAAGUCAUUGCAUAGCAUACUCUUAUUUAUAGGCUUGAGAAAGCUUCUUUACAUUCUUCCUGAGAUGUGCAAACUCCUGUAGUUCGUGGUUAUCAUUGCUUCAUUCAGUAGUUCAGAAAACAUUUGUUACCAUCCUGGACUUUACCACUGUUUUCUUCUUUGGUAGCAUUUGCUACAAGCAUCCAGAAUUUAAUACAGCUAGAACAACUUAAACACAAAUUCUUUAGGUGUAUGAUUAAUGUAGACUUGCACCUUCCUUUUAAAGCUAACAAAUGUUAAUCUUGGGGCUUACAGUUACCAGUGAAUCUGAUUUUCUGUACAUUCAGCUGCUGAACAGUAGUAAAUCCAAAAUGAAGAUGCACAUUCUAAUCUUAUUCAGAUUUGGGGAGAUCUGAAAACAAAGUCUGCUACUGUCAAGGAGCGUUACUUUAAAUCUCUGGUAAUACCUUAAAAGCUUCUUAGGGAAGAACCUGGGCUGCCUGUCUCUUCCAUCGGUUAACUCGACCCUAAUACACAUUGGGACCAGCUGGUAGAACAUGCUGCAGAACUUUUUACUUAUCCUGGUAGGUUUUUCCUGUGCUUUGACAAGAGUUGAUGCUCCUUCUUUCUUGAAUAUGUUUUUACUAAACAUUCUUACAAAAAUGAAAUUGUAUUUGGUCACAUUUUAUAUUAACAAUGUUUUAAUAAAGUCACU
Cinclus cinclus is the source of this 4781-nucleotide messenger RNA. RefSeq names its product chromosome 3 C1orf198 homolog (gene C3H1orf198). The record is from RefSeq and is a predicted model, not a curated record. Lineage: Eukaryota; Metazoa; Chordata; Aves; Passeriformes; Cinclidae. The transcript is spliced from 4 exons. Bases 1385 to 2392 code for a protein of 335 amino acids.